This is a messenger RNA of Neohortaea acidophila, 1619 nucleotides long. RefSeq names its product glycoside hydrolase superfamily. The transcript has a single exon. Bases 214 to 1401 code for a protein of 395 amino acids. The record is from RefSeq and is a predicted model, not a curated record. NCBI's taxonomy places the organism in Eukaryota, Fungi, Ascomycota, Dothideomycetes, Mycosphaerellales, Teratosphaeriaceae. Gene Ontology annotation, molecular function: hydrolase activity, hydrolyzing O-glycosyl compounds.
CCUGCAUACUAUUUGGAAAGUCCGCGGGCAGGACGGCAAGUCGUGGUCGCUACGAAACGAUCGGCGUAGCGAAGGCUAGCUUAGGCGAUUCGAAUUCAAUCUUCCGCAUCCAGCACGGAAGGAUCUACACUUCCCAAUCCGACUGAUCAACAAAGGCCUCCCCUACUUCAUGCUCGCAGUUCAGCAACAUGCUCGUCUGCUAGACAUCCCGCCAUGCUGCUUUGCAAUGCUCUUCUGUUCGCGGCGGUGGCUUGUGCCGCGAAGUCCACCUCGACGAAGAACCAAUACGUGACUCGCAACGGAUCCCAGCUUCUGCUCAACGGGAAGCCAUGGACAGCAUCGGGAGGGAAUGUAUAUUGGCUCGGCAUCGACCAGAACGUCGUGCCACCAGCCGGACAGCCUUAUGCGCCACCCGCCUCAUACCCAACCCAAGGCCGGAUUACCGAGAUCAUGAGCACGCUCGUGACAAUGGGUGCUCAUGCUUUCCGCUCCACCACCAUGGGCGUCUCCGUCGGCUAUCCGCUAUCACUUGAACCAGAACUGGGUCAGUGGAAUGAUCAGGCUUUCGACACGAUCGACUGGGCCGUCUACCAAGCUGGAUUGCAUGGCCUGCGCCUCUUUGCACCAUUGAUCGACAACUACGACUACUAUCACGGCGGCAAGUUUGUAUUCCUCCGCUGGUUCGGCAUCGACAUCUCCAGUUCAGCCACGCCGCUCAGUCCUCUAGUCAUGGAAUUCUACAACAACCAGACCAUAGUUGAUGCUUUCAAAACUUACAUCGAGCAUCUCCUCGCCCACAAAAACCAAUACACCAAUCUCACCUACGCCGAAGACCCCACCAUUUUCGCCUACGAAACAGGCAACGAGCUCGGCGGUCCAGUGUUCGGCGACAUGGACGUGCCCCCGGCCUGGACGGAUGAAAUAUGCUCCUACAUCAAGCAACUCGCGCCCAAGAAGCUGUGCAUCGACGGCACCUACGGCAUCAACAAAACGCACCUGACGAUCGACAGCGUGGACAUCAUGAGCGACCACUUCUACCCGCCCAACAUCGCCAAACUCAAUUCCGACAUUGCGCUUGCGGGAGGCGCGAACAAGGCCUACAUCGCGGGCGAAUACGACUGGACGGGCAACGUGCGCAGCGCGGCACCGCUGCAAUCCUGGUUCGGUGUCACGCAGAACAACACGAAUGUUGUCGCGGGCGAUUUGUUCUGGAGUCUGUUCAUGCACGAUGUGCCGAAUUGCUCGGUGUAUGUGGACCAUGACGAUGGAUUUACGAUGCAUUAUGGCGACCCGAAUAAUACUGCGCAUAACAACACGCAGAUUCGAACCGUCAGGAAGCAUUUAUUCGAGCUGCAGGGGAAGCAGAUUGGAAAUAGUUUCCCGCCGGUACAGUGUCCUUGAUUGGCGUCGGUGGCAUUAGGGUGCGAAACUGUUCGAUUUAGGGCAAUAUGCCACCAAUAUGGCGAUGUGGUACUGACCAGUGUUUUGUGCCAUAUUCCUCGAGGUAUGAAGUUAGUAGGCCUGUCAAAGACAAAGUAGAUCAGUCCAGACAUUCGCGUGCAUAGAGUGAGAAAGGCUGAGGUGUUGCGGCCUGAGGCAUCUUCAAACUUGCAGGGUCC